GUAAGAUGCAUAACUACAAACAUAACCAUUUCUUUUUCAUUCUGGUCCACCAACUAUUUAACUACAGUAUUGGUAUACUAGAAAAAUUCAAAUGAUAUACCAAAAAUAUACGAUAGCCCCAAACUCACCAGACAAACUAUAUACACAUGCGAGUGUGAAUGUCUAUAUAAUAGUUCAUGUUCUUAAUGUAAUAACUCGAACGAGAUAUAAUAAAGAGAACUAAAGGAUAGCGAUAUGGGGAAUUGUGGACUAAAGCCAAAAGUUUUGUCCGAAACCGGAGCUCCGGCGCCAGAGGAGCUUAAGACUUCACCUGAAGAUCAGAAGAUCGACGCUGCGAAAUCUCUUAUCAAUUUGUUCCUUCAAGACAAGGCAGAUAAGACUGCGAAAGAUGACGAGAAGACAGCACCGGAAAAGCUGCCGUUAACUAAAGAUCUGAAAACAGCUUUGGCUGAGGCAAAAUCUCCAGCUGAUGAUCAGAAGAUUAGGAAAGAAGAUGCCGUUCGUGGCCAGAAAGUGAUCGACGAUCCGACUGUUAUGGAAAUAGAAACAGAUGCUAAGCCAGAGGAAGUCAGAAGAGAAGCAGCAGCUUAAUUAUGAAAGAAGCUAAAAACUUUAUUCUGCGGUUGCGUUCUUGAUCGCAAUACGCUUGUUCAAGAUUUUUUGGUUUUGAUUAUGUUUGUUCACGAUUCCAAAAUGCAAACGCUAGUUCAUGCUUGAUGGUAAACAUUUUUGUUUUGGACUUUUUGUAGACUAAAACGCGAACGCUGGAUUUAUCAUAUGAGUUGACAGUUGCGCGCCCUAUUCCCUAACACACUGAAACUGAUCACUAUUUCAUUUGAAGCGCUAGUUUCUGCGUUUGCGUCUGAAAACUGCAUGCGACGAUGGGCCCUUUACAUAAAAACGCAUGCAUCGAUGAGCCAUAGUAUCAAAGUGUUUUCAAAUAUGGAAGAGUUUACUGGAAUGGGCUUAUUAUAGAUUGAACGUGCGGGUAAAGAACCGGACACGAAGACGGAUCCGAAUUCCCAUGCAUUUAAUUGGGAGACAACUACUUGACCCUUUAAAGAGGCCACCAAACUCUUCGAGCCUUCAACCUAUCUAUUUAUACAUGACGACAACAGCCAAUACCAUUUAUACACGUAUCCAUAGUUUGUUGUAAGUUAUAAACGCGGCCACUUCUAACCACCACCGGUUCAUGAACGACAUAAAUGAUACUACCAGGAAAGCAUACUAGUACUAUUUAGAAAAUAAUGUUUUAGUGAAAAAAAUAGAUUUGCACAGUAACGUCUUUACUAAUCAAACGGAAAUCCUUGUAUAACUAAACCAUGUUCUAAUUUUUCUUUGAUAAUAAUGAUUUUUUUACUUGGGAUUUAUCCAAAAAUGGCAUAUUAUUAUUACAUACAAUGAAAUUAAUAUAAAUAACUGUCCUAAUUUUAAACAGUGUGUUUAAAAAAAAAAAUAGAGGAAACAAAUAAAUAGUUUCUUAAAAUACUGAUGAAAGCAAUAAAAGAGUUAUUAAUAGCUGGAGCUACUUUCCUCUCCUCUCCUAUGUGAGUGCCCAUAUAUGCACCACUCCCUUGAGAUAACCACACAACAUAAACCAAUCUCUCCCUCACUCACUCAGACAAAAGAGAAACAAAUGGCGAAAUCUCCAGAGACAGAGCAUCCGAACAAAGCCUUUGGUUGGGCUGCCAAAGACAAAUCUGGUGUACUCUCUCCUUUCCAUUUCUCCAGAAGAGACAAUGGUGACAAUGAUGUGACAGUGAAAAUCUUGUACUGUGGAGUGUGCCACACUGAUUUACAUACCAUCAAAAACGACUGGGGUUUCUCCUAUUAUCCUGUAGUUCCCGGGCAUGAAAUAGUUGGAAUAGCUACAAAAGUUGG
Molecule: messenger RNA, 1881 nt
Organism: Brassica rapa (field mustard)
Lineage: Eukaryota; Viridiplantae; Streptophyta; Magnoliopsida; Brassicales; Brassicaceae
Source: RefSeq, a predicted model, not a curated record